Cajanus cajan (pigeon pea) is the source of this 755-nucleotide messenger RNA. RefSeq lists its product as uncharacterized. The record is from RefSeq and is a predicted model, not a curated record. Lineage: Eukaryota; Viridiplantae; Streptophyta; Magnoliopsida; Fabales; Fabaceae.
ACCAGUUUCUAAGCAUUAUUGUUGUGACAAAGUUGUGGGAUUUCUAAGCGGUAGGAACAUGGCAAGUUCUAACAGUUAUUUGAGCUUGGCAAUUCUGGUAGUUGCUGGAUCUUUAAUAUAUAACACAAAAGAGGUCUCAGCUCAGUGUGGAGGAAGUGUGAGUGAUCUUGUAUCUCAGUGCUCACAGUUUGUACAAAAGUCAGGACCAUUUAUUAAGCCUUCACCAGGGUGCUGUGCAGUGCUGAAAAAAUUCAAUGUUCCAUGCGCAUGCAAACUCAUCACUAAAGAAAUUGCAAGCCUUGUGAGUAUUCCCAAAGCUGUCUUUGUUGCACGCUCUUGUGGCUUGAACCUUCCCGCUGGAAUGCAUUGUGGAGCUGUUGUAAUCCCGCCGAAAGCCAUGAAGUGAACAUUUUCUCUCACUGUCUUAUAAUUUAAUAAGUGUCUUCCGAUGUACUACUGGCUACAAAGUACCCUUCAUCUGCAAUAAUAAAUGAAUAAGUAAAUAACUCUUCAUAUCAAACUACAGUAUAGUAUAUAUGCUCAGAGAUGGAAGGAAGAACCAUGUUUAUAUGGAAUACAUAUAUCCAUGUAAUAAAUAAAUCAUUAAUAUGCAGAAAGUUGCAGUGUAUAUUAUUGUACGUACAACAUCAAAGUUAUGAUAACUUCCUUUUCAAGCUUGAAGUCUGGUUUAGAAAGCAUGGCGAUUUUCUAAUUCAUCUAUAUAUCUUGAAUUAUACCUGCCCUGUCUUUGUACC